Messenger RNA from Cryptomeria japonica (Japanese cedar), 588 nucleotides. RefSeq lists its product as uncharacterized. Gene Ontology annotation, biological process: base-excision repair. Gene Ontology annotation, cellular component: nucleus. The transcript has a single exon. The coding region runs from base 1 to 588 and encodes 195 amino acids. Lineage: Eukaryota; Viridiplantae; Streptophyta; Pinopsida; Cupressales; Cupressaceae. The record is from RefSeq and is a predicted model, not a curated record. Gene Ontology annotation, molecular function: phosphoric diester hydrolase activity; DNA-(apurinic or apyrimidinic site) endonuclease activity; double-stranded DNA 3'-5' DNA exonuclease activity.
AUGAAGAUUCUUACGUGGAAUGUCAGGGGUCUUGCUGCCCCUGACAAAAAAUGCUUGGUCAAGAGAGCGAUUGACAAAUUGGCAAUUGAUAUAGUUUUGAUUCAAGAGACCAAGCUAUCUAACGUUAAGGCCCAAGAUUUCUCAAAAUUUUGUUUUGAGUGGAGUAGUUUUUUUCAAGCGGUUAAUGGGACAUCAAGGGGUCUAGGAAUUCUUUGGAAUCCAUUGUCUAUAUCAAUUUCUCCUAUUGCCUCCAAUUCUAAUUGGAUGAUAGUUCGGGUUUCCAGUAUGGGUAGGCAAGAGGAUUUUCCCUUGAUCAAUGUAUAUAUUCCUAUUAAAACGAGGGAGAAGGCGAGAGUUUGGGGAGAGAUCCUUGACGAUUUCAACAGGCUUAACCUAGACACAGUUAUAGUGGCCGGAGAUUUUAAUGCUAUACUAGAUAUAGAUGAUAAAUUGGGUGGUCUCAGGAAAAGUUCCAAAGUCAUGAUGGACUUCAGAGAUUUUAUCAUCUCUAUCAAAGUGUUUGAUGUGGUCCCAGAGAAUGGGUUGUUUACUUGGACAAAGGAGGAUCUAUUUAUCCAAGAUCUCUGA